Pantherophis guttatus is the source of this 2392-nucleotide messenger RNA. RefSeq names its product fibulin 1 (gene FBLN1). Gene Ontology annotation, molecular function: peptidase activator activity; calcium ion binding. Gene Ontology annotation, cellular component: extracellular region. The record is from RefSeq and is a predicted model, not a curated record. NCBI's taxonomy places the organism in Eukaryota, Metazoa, Chordata, Lepidosauria, Squamata, Colubridae. Gene Ontology annotation, biological process: extracellular matrix organization.
GGCGGUCGAGAAAUCCUUUGCCAGGCUCCCUUCUCAACCGGUCCUGGGCGGCUGGGAGCCCUUUGAAACCAGUGAUUACAACCCCAAAUUCAGGAGGAGGAGGAGGAGGAGGCGCCCGGCGGCAGCGCGAGAAAGCAGACGCUGAGGAGAGCAGCUUUCUGAGGGGGAUUCUUUCGGAUUAUUUCCACGGCUUCUCUGCGCCCCGCCGCCCCCACCUCCCCAGCUCAAGGCAUGGAUCCACCGCCCUGGUCCCCGCUGCUCCUCGCCCUCCUGCUUCUGCUGCCCUCCGGCCGGGGACAAGAAGCAUCAAUGGAGACCUGCUGUUCCCGUGGAUAUGAAUGGGCAAGUCAAAAGAAAGACUGUAGGUUUGUCUCUUCAGAUCGGGAUUCCAAAGAAUGCAGGAUAGCCCAGGAACAGUGCUGCCUCAGUCAGCUGGAGGUGCUGCAUUGCACCACUGGAAUGGCCAUCGCUAGCAAGCAUGAAAAUUGUGACAUGCCAAGAGAGAAUUCCACCUGUGACGACAAGAUCAUUAAGAAAUGUUGUCAGUGCUGCAUUUUGGGGAAAGAGGCCCAGAAACAAGGCAACAGCUGUGAACAGAGCCUCUUAAUGGGUUAUCAGUGUGGAUUGGUGUUCAGAGCUUGCUGUGUCGAAGGGCAUGAAAACUCAGAUGCUGGGAUUGUUGACGGUCCUAACAAAGAACUGGUGGAAAUUAACCUUGAGGAUCAUUACCUGAAUGACCGUUGCAGAGGUGGAGGACCUUGUACCCAACAAUGUAGGGACACAGGAACUAGUGUCCUCUGUUCUUGCUUCAUGGGCUACCAGCUUCAGCCAGAUGGCUUCACCUGUGAAGAUAUUAAUGAGUGCAUCACUUCAGCCAAUGCCUGCAGCAUCGGUCAGAUCUGUGUCAAUACUGUGGGCUCUUUCCGUUGUCAGCGGGAGACGAGUUGUGGAACAGGUUAUCAGCUGACAGAGCACAAUCUCUGCAAAGAUAUUGACGAAUGUGAGACUGGUAUUCAUAACUGCCUCCCCGAUUUUAUCUGUCAGAAUACGCCAGGAUCAUUCCGUUGCCGGCCCAAACAACAGUGUAAGAUCGGCUUUAUACAAGAUGCUUUCGGCAACUGUAUCGAUAUUAAUGAAUGUUUGACUCUUCCUGCUCCUUGUCCUGCUGGGCAGGCCUGCAUCAACACAGAUGGCUCGUUUGCUUGCCAGAGGAAUGUCCCAAACUGUGGAAGAGGCUACCACCUGAACGAAGAGAAGACCAGAUGUGUUGAUGUAGACGAGUGUUCAGGGUCCCCCCAACCUUGCGGGGAAGGUCACACCUGCAUCAACUCCCCCGGGAGCUAUCGUUGUCAGUGUCAGCUGGGCUACUAUUUUGAUGGGAUCAGCAGAACUUGUACAGAUGUUAAUGAAUGUCGCCGAUACCCUGGUCGUCUCUGUGCUCAUAAGUGUGAAAAUACUGCUGGGUCAUAUUAUUGUAGCUGUACAAUGGGAUUCAAACUUUCAUCUGACGAGAGAUCUUGUGAUGACUUAAAUGAGUGUGAAAGCAGCCCCUGCAGCCAGGAGUGUGCCAAUGUCUAUGGCUCCUACCAGUGCUAUUGCCGUCGCGGCUACCAGCUCAGUGAUAUAGAUGGGGUGAACUGUGAAGAUAUUGAUGAAUGUGCUUUACCAACGGGGGGACACAUUUGUGCUUAUCGGUGCAUCAACGUGGCAGGCAGUUUUCAGUGCACCUGCCCCCCUUCAGGUUACAAGCUGGCCGCCAAUGCACGGAACUGUCAGGAUAUCGAUGAAUGUCUUACUGAAACGCAUACCUGUUCACAUAACCAGACCUGCUUUAAUAUUCAGGGAGGAUUCCGCUGCCUUUCUCUGGAAUGCCCGGAGAAUUAUCGCAAAUCUGGAGAUACAGUCAGACAUGAGAAGACAGAUACCAUUCGCUGCAUUAAAUCCUGUCGACCAAGUGAUGCCAACUGUAUCUUAGACCCUGUUCACACGAUUUCCCACACCGUUAUCUCUCUGCCUACUUUCCGGGAAUUUACGAGACCAGAAGAGAUUAUUUUCCUUCGUGCCAUCACGCCAGCAUACCCGAGCAAUGAGGCCGACAUCAUAUUUGAUAUAACUGAAGGAAAUUUACGGGAUUCUUUUGACAUCAUCAAGCGCUAUGCAGAUGGCAUGACUGUGGGGGUCGUUCGACAAGUGAAGCCCAUCAUUGGUCCUUUCUACGCCACCCUGAAGUUGGAGAUGAACUAUGUUGUUGGAGGGGUUGUCUCACAUCGUAACAUCGUUAACGUCCACAUCUUUGUUUCGGAAUAUUGGUUCUGAUGGACUAUUUAAUGAAGAGAAGAGAGCGUCAAAGCAAAACUCCACCACAAAUUAUCUGGAAGCUCUGUAUUCAUAA